GCUAAAACACAACCACACACAUAACAUAAGCACGGUAGCAGUAAGUUUCCCCAAAUCAUCUUCAUUGAAUUCAACCGCUUUUACUUAAACCAUCUUCGAAAAUGAUACUAAGCCCUCACGAAUGGAUUUUCCUGACAAAAACGCGUUUGCAAAACUCAAAUUCAAUUAACAACAGAAUCGAUUAUUAUGAUAAUUUUGAAAACAACAGAAGAAGAAGAAGCAAAGUAACAACAGUAGUGUGUGGUCUUCGUUCAUACAAAAAUAAGAAGCCACCAACACAAAUGGUAAUUUCGAAAGAAAGUGUUCAAGUAAUUCAAGCUCUCAAACUUGCAAAAAAUUCUGAUGAAAAACUCAAUCAAGUUCUCAAGUUAAGACUUCUUAGAUUAUUGAAAGCUGAUGUGUUAGAUGUUUUAGCUGAAUUGCAGAGACAAAAUCAACUCCAUUUAUCUCUCAAGGUUUUGGAGUUUAUUAUUAAUGAUGAGGAAGCGGGGUAUGAUGAAUUGCUGCUACCAUUGUAUUCUGACACGAUACUGUUACUGGGAAAGAACAAGAUGAUUGAGAUGGCGGAAGAGAUGUUCAAUCGAGUGGUGGAAAAGGGGUUGAAACCGGAUACGAGGUUGUUUAAUGAGAUGAUUGGGGCUUAUUUGCAAGUUGAUAAUACAGAGAAGGCGAUGAAUCUUUAUAGAUCCAUGAAGGAUUCAGGGUGUUUGCCGGAUGAAUUGACGUUUACGAUAUUGAUUAAGAAUCUACUGAAGAAUGGAGAACAUGAACUGGUUGAGACUUUGAAAAAAGAGAGUUUUGACUAUGUCAAUGAACAUGAUAAUUUUGUUCAGAGAGUCCAGCAGAAACAUGCAAAAAAGAAACAUAUCAAACUGGUUAUGUAAUUCCUGCAGUGGAUGAAGUUCUACUGUACUGGUUUUAUUGUAGAGAUGCUACUUUCAGUGAUUAAUUUUCAUCAUUUUGGCUGGAGGAGGUUCACUGGACCAUUCCAUACAUUUGAGCUUCAACCCAACAUUAUUUGUGUGCUUGGUGGUGGCAACUGCCAAAUUGGUUGUAGUUAUGUCAUGUUUGAAUAUGAUAGGCACCAAUUGUUUAAGGUUUUGGCAUGGUUCGUAGGUAGCCAAGGGACUGAGAUUGUUUGCACUUUGCAGUACUGCUUUCAUGCAGUAGAUAAUCUCAGCCUUAGAAAUGUAAUAAAACGGCUCUGAUUAACAUGAUUUUAUUUAACUACUUUUUCACAGUUUUAAUCUCAA
Trifolium pratense (red clover) is the source of this 1253-nucleotide messenger RNA. Its product is annotated as protein THYLAKOID ASSEMBLY 8-like, chloroplastic. Gene Ontology annotation, biological process: chloroplast organization; Group II intron splicing. The coding region runs from base 102 to 884 and encodes 260 amino acids. Gene Ontology annotation, molecular function: RNA binding; protein binding. The record is from RefSeq and is a predicted model, not a curated record. NCBI's taxonomy places the organism in Eukaryota, Viridiplantae, Streptophyta, Magnoliopsida, Fabales, Fabaceae. The transcript is spliced from 3 exons.